Thrips palmi is the source of this 4357-nucleotide messenger RNA. RefSeq names its product ras GTPase-activating protein 1 (gene vap). Bases 102 to 2903 code for a protein of 933 amino acids. Lineage: Eukaryota; Metazoa; Arthropoda; Insecta; Thysanoptera; Thripidae. Gene Ontology annotation, molecular function: protein binding. The record is from RefSeq and is a predicted model, not a curated record. Gene Ontology annotation, biological process: regulation of GTPase activity. The transcript is spliced from 16 exons.
GUUGUUGUUGUUUGUUAUCGUCGUGUCGCUCCUGGUCGCGUCGUCUUGCGGUGCGGAUGUGGAUGUCGCCUGACAUUUGCUACUAGGAAGAAACACCAUCGAUGGCCGAGUUUAUCCGGGGAGGUAGCGGCGUUGUGCUACCCACACCUUUGCCGAGAUACAAAAUGCAGGGAUCCCCGAGCACGGGGAGCGACGAAGGUCCAGAUCCGCCGCAAGCCGAAGAUUUCGAUCCCUUCCUGGCAGAGGCUGAGGAACCCGAACCCCCGAUCAACAAUGAACCCUGUGCACCGCCAGAGAGCCAAUGGUACCAUGGACGACUUCACCGUUGCCGUGCUGAAGAGCGUCUUUGGGGCGCUAACAAGUCUGGAAGUUACUUAGUGCGUGAAAGUGACAGAAAGCCUGGUUCUUAUGUGUUGUCAUAUCUUGGGAGAACUGGUAUCAACCAUUUUAGAAUAACAGCUGUUUGUGGUGAUUUUUAUGUUGGUGGACGACAGUUUGAUUCCCUUUCUGAUUUGAUUGCUUAUUACAUACACUCUUCUGACUUGCUCAAAAGAGAAAGAUUGGUCUACCCCGUUCCACCACCAGAACCUGUCAAUGAUAAAAAGCGGGUGGUUGCUAUCUUGCCUUACACUAAAAUGCCGGAUACAGAUGAGCUUACAUUCCAGAAAGGUGAUAUCUUCUUUGUCCACAAUGACAUGGGAGACGGAUGGUUGUGGGUGACUGCUCACAGAACUGGCGAGCAGGGAAUGAUAUUUCAGGAGCUUGUUGAAGACCUUGAUGACAAUAUUGAUCCCAACACAGUAUUUAGUUGGUUCCAUCCUGGUGUUACAAAAAGUGAAGCUGUUGAUAUGUUAGUGAAAGCUGGUCCUGGCAGUUUCCUUGUAAGGCCAAGUGAUAACUCACCUGGAGACUAUUCUCUGUUCUUCCACAUUAACAAUCAAAUCCAAAGAUUUCGUAUUGAGAAGAAAGGUGUUCGAUAUCUCAUGGGAGGAAGAACAUUUGAAUGCCUCGAUGCAGUGAUAAAUCGUUACCGCAAAGAGCAAAUUGUGGAGGGGCAUACCUUGGUUCAGGCAGUUUCAAGAAAUGUUUCAGAGAUUGACGGACCUGUAAAAUCCAAAGAAGUGCAACAUGCAGAAAAAAUUUAUGCUACUCUUCGUGAGUGUAGAGAGCAGGUUGGCAUGAAAAAGAUUAAAGGUAUUAAAAUGCAGGGCUAUCUUAGCAAGAAAAAUGACAAAAACAAAAAGUGGAAGCCCAUGUAUUGUGUUUUGCUUGUUGAUGGAUCUGACACUCAAUUAAUGUACUAUGAGAAUCCAAAGAGAACUAAACCGAAAGGCCUAGUGGAUUUAAGCUGUGCCUACUUAUAUCAGGUUCAUGACAGCGUGUUUGAUCGGCCAAACUGUUUCCAGCUUGUUGAAAAAGCCCUUCCUUGCCUUGCUACUAUUUCUUAUCUAUCAGGCUCCACUGCAGAUAUCACUCAGGAAUGGGUAACAGCAUUACGUCCUCUAUGUGUCACCCAAAUGACACGCACUCCCAAAAUACCCAGGUUGAGAGAGAUGCGUUGCUUAGAGCUGCACCUUCUAAAUGCUCAUAGACUGCCAUAUAAACUAGUGCCAAAUCCAUUUUGUAUAAUAUCUCUGAAUCAAGUAAAAGUUGCAAGAACAAAAGUGAACACUGGCCCUGAUCCUCUGUGGGAUGAGGAAUUUGUGUUGGAUGAUGUGCCACCUGAUGUCAUGACAUUCACUAUCACAGUGUAUAACAAGGGUAAACGUUCAAAGGACACUGAGGUUGCAGAACUCACUGUAGAGUUAUCGUCAUUGGUAAACGGAGAUGAGACUGAAGAUUGGUACAGUCUCUCGGGCAUGACUCCGAUGGGAGAGUGGGGAUCUCUUCGACUCAGAAUUCGUUAUAUGCAUGAUCUAAUAAUGCCACAAGAGGAGUAUUCGCCUAUGAAGGAACUUCUUCUUGACCCUUCUUUGGAAGUUGUUCGAGCUCUUGCAGAUGUUUGUCAUAUGGACCGUGUACCGCUUGCCAACUCUCUCUUAAGAAUAUUUAGGCAUGAACGUAAGGAAGCAGACUUGUUAAAGACAUUAAAUGAGGCAGAAAUAGAGAAAGAAGAAGAAACAUCCACUCUGUUUCGGGCUGCAUCUUUAACCACAACGUUAAUGGAUUUGUACAUGAAGUCAAUUUGUACUGGUUUUCUUCAAGCAGCAAUUCAAGACACAAUUCAGAAAUUGCUGGAUGCCAAACAAUCUUGUGAGCUUAAUCCAACUAAAAUGGAAUCUCCGGAUGAUGCAUGCAACAAUGCAGAGUACCUGCUACAGAUUUUGGAUGAAAUCACUUUGUCAAUAUUUAUGUCUGCAGAAGCUUGUCCCAGGACUGUACGAUAUAUUUGCUGUUGUUUGCAACGUACUGUUAUGGCAAAAUGGCCACAUGAAAGAUUGGUCCGAACUCGUGUUGUGAGUGGAUUUAUCUUUCUGCGGCUUCUUUGCCCUGCAAUCCUGAAUCCUCGCCAAUUCAACUUGAUUUCAGAGCCACCUCCUCCAAUGGCUGCUCGGUCUCUUAUAAUGGUUGCCAAGUGCCUCCAGAACUUAGCAAACCUAGUUGAAUUCGGUGGCAAAGAACCAUAUAUGGAAGUAGUGAAUCCAUUUAUAUUAAAAAACAAAGAGCGCAUGGUUGUCUAUCUUGACCAAAUAUCUAACUUGGGUGACAAACCUGAUUCCGAAGAAACUGGGAAGAUAAAGGGAGAUCCUGCCAGGGAACUUGCUACUCUCCAUCACAUUUGUGGCAAUCAUCUGAAAGAACUGCAGACAUUGAGUAAAUCAAAACCAACCAUCAGACAGUUGGUUACUGUCACCGAAAUGUUAAGCAAACACAAGCAAAAAUACAUGGAAAUGAUUGGGUAGUUUGCUAUGUGGCAAUUUUUGACCAAUUUUAUUUUUUACAUCAGGGUGCUAGUUUGUAUUCUGUGAACAGUUUUUUUUAACCUGUGUUUUAUUUUAGCUGAUUUGUCUGUUUUUAUUUUCUAAUCCUAUAUUUAGCAUAAUUUUAUUAUUACUGUAUUUAGUUCAAGUUGUACUGUUUUACCACAGCAUGUCUAGAAAAUUGUAUUGUCAUUCUCUUCAUUUUUUUUCUUUCAAGUUUCUGUAUAUCUUUCAAUGUAGCAGUUACAUUUGGUUACGAUUUUGUACUGUGUAAUUUGAUGGCUAAUUAAUGUAGGGACAUAUCCUAUGAAUUCAUAUGUUCAAGUUAUAUGCUAUGUAAUUAUUGUACUGAGUUUCUUGAUGUGCCGCAUUUAGAUUUUUCUUAAAUCUUGGUAUUUAUGGGGGAUCCUAUGAAUAUGUCCCCUUGAUACAAAUGCAGAAAUGAUACAGUACAGAUUUUUACAGAUGUUAUACACUUCAAUCUUUACUGUUCACUCUAAAUUAAUUAAAUAGUAUUACUUACCUUGCCUAGUCUUAAUCAUAAUGUCUGUGUGAUAAAUGAAGUUUCUAAUAUAAUCAAUCAUUCUUCCUGUGCCUGAAACUGUAAAUGGCGUGGAGAGACAAAUAGCUUUAAUUUUCAUCUCUUUGCUUCUCAUUGUAUUAUCAUACUUAGUCAAUUAUCUGCUGUACUGAUAGAAGUGGAGGUGUUACUUUUUUGAAGUUCUACAUCAGUGAAAGCUAUCUAAGGAGCUGUCUCUUUAAACUUAUGCUCACUUAAGUAUAGUCCCAAAGUGAUCCGCAAUUUUUUGGUGUUGUGCUGGUUGUGAACUCAUGUACAGUACUGUCAGUAGCAUUUGUAACAGGAUUUUGUAUCUUGUUUCUAUGAGUGGAAUUUCUUAACAUACAGCUGCUAUGUUUUGUGAAUCAAUAUAAUUAAUUUUCAGAGCCUUAGAGCUGUUGGAUGACAUUUUAACUUGCAUACUGGUGACAUAAAAACAUUUGCACAACUGUAGUUUGAAAAAAAAUUGAUAGAAAAAGGAGAAAAAAAAACCUGGGAUGAAUGGCCCCUUUCCUUGCACUGCGCCCCCCCCCCUUUUUUUUCUUAAGUACAUUUUUGCCAAAUGUGAAACCUUUUGUUAAAGAUAUGAGAUACUGUACUUUAGGGAACAAUGUGUAUUUUAGUUCCAUCCAGACAGAAAAUCCUGGGCCUGUUUAAUUUCUAGUCUGAGAGUGAAGUGCAGGUUUUGCAUAAAAUAAACUUUGCCUACAAGAUAAAAUUAAAAAAAUUUAAAAAAAAAGGAUAUGUCCAGAGUGCGUCUAUGAAAAAUAACUUGUCUUUUCAAUGUCUUUGGUCUUUGUAGGAACUCAAAAAUUUUUAUAUACAAUUAAGAAUUUUUGUUUUAACACACAAUGGUAAAAUAUGAACAUGAACUGAA